AUGGCUAUGCGACCAGAGAUUAUAAGCCAAAUGGCAGAGAAGGAACCCUCGGAGAAUUGUAACAGGAAGCAAGUCAAACAACUGAUUUCUGUUCCAUUUCUUUGGGAAGAAAAACCAGGAACACCCAAGAAAGACUGGAGACCUGGUGCUCUAUCCAUUAACCCAGUUGCCCCACCACCAUUGAAACUAAUUGCCUCAGUUCCUUUCGACUGGGAAGAAAAGCCAGGAAAACCACUUCCCUGCUUCUCACAGCCGCCACCAGAGUCAGCAAUUGUGCUCCCACUGGCAAAAAUCAGCAAUUGUACUCCCACUAAGGGCAGUGAGCACAGCUCGGCUUAUAGUCAUAAUGAUGAGGAUGACAAUGAUGAUGAUGGCCAAGAUGGAUCGAUUUUUGAGUUGGAGCUUGAAGCAAGAGGUUUUGAAACAGAUGAGUCCUUUAGCUCAGCUCCCUCUCUAUUAGCCAAUCGCCUGGUAUCAACAGUAGCAAUUUCAAGUGCUGUUCCAGAUCCAGUACAGCAAACUUUCCCGUUGGAAAGUAACAGUGGCCAGCUGCAAACCCCUCCUUCACCAGCUUCUGAAACAGACAGUAGUACAAGGAGCUAUGCAACUGGAACUACAAGCCUAGUUGGAACAUCUUUCUUGGAGUGCCUCUUUCCAUUGUUAUCACCCCAUUCAAGUUUCCUUGACAAAGUUGGCUGCCCUGCAAUGGACUUGUUCCAUGUCCCACAAAAGGUACUCAGUAAGAAUAUUGAUCGCGAAAAUGAUUGCAGUGCUGUGAUAAGGCGGCCACCAACUCUUGGAGAGCUGAUAAUGAUGAGCCGGAGAAGAAGUUACAUAAGGAAAGCAGUUCAAAUGCGAAGAAAGAGUCCUUCAAUGCAACAGGAUUGGACAAAUGCACAGGAAGUGGAAGAGGCAGUCACAGCUGAAACUGAUGUAGAAAAAAUGCCUUUUCUUGCUUACGGUGCAGAUUCCUGA
Ilex paraguariensis (yerba mate) is the source of this 975-nucleotide messenger RNA. NCBI's taxonomy places the organism in Eukaryota, Viridiplantae, Streptophyta, Magnoliopsida, Aquifoliales, Aquifoliaceae. The record is from the annotation of a GenBank genome assembly.